This is a messenger RNA of Artibeus jamaicensis (Jamaican fruit-eating bat), 4716 nucleotides long. It is a transcript of the gene MSH3, whose product is annotated as mutS homolog 3. Bases 108 to 3479 code for a protein of 1123 amino acids. The transcript is spliced from 24 exons. NCBI's taxonomy places the organism in Eukaryota, Metazoa, Chordata, Mammalia, Chiroptera, Phyllostomidae. Gene Ontology annotation, biological process: somatic recombination of immunoglobulin gene segments; mitotic recombination; mismatch repair. Gene Ontology annotation, cellular component: nucleus. Gene Ontology annotation, molecular function: ATP binding; ATP-dependent DNA damage sensor activity; mismatched DNA binding. The record is from RefSeq and is a predicted model, not a curated record.
CAAGUCUGGGUCGCGACGUGCUCGCCCCCGCAGACGCCCGGGAACUGGGGUCGCGCGCUCGCGCUCCUUUGCGGCCCAGUCCCCGGGCUGUCACUCCCUGCCCCGUGAUGUCGCGCCGAAAGCCAGUCUCUGGCGGCGCGGCUGCCGCUGGGCCAUCCCCAGGAAGCCAAGCGGUUUUGAGCAGAUUCUUCCAGUCUACGGGGAGCCUGAAAUCCACCUUCUCCCCCAGGGGUGCCGCGGAGAACGCUGAACCUGACUCUGACCCCGCAGCGCCUCCAGCGUCCCCUCUCCAGCCUCUGUUGCCGUCACACGCUGCAGAAAUUGACAUAAGUAAAAAGAGACCACUACAGAAUGAUGGGCCUGUUAAGAAGAAAGCAAAGAGAGUCAAAGAAAAGGAAGGACAGAGUGAUCCAGUGAUGUCUGGGAACCCUGAGCCGAAGAAAUGUCCGAAGACCAAGAUUGUUUUAAAGUCUUUGGAAAAAUUGAGAGAAUUCUGCUGCGAUUCCGCCCUUCCUCAAAAUAGAGUCCAGAGGGAACCUCUUCAGGAGAGAUUUGCAGUUCUGCCAAAAUGUACUGACUUUGAUGACAUCAAUCUUCUGCGUGCAAAGAAUGCAGUUUCUUCUGAAGAUUCCAAAUCUCCAGGUAGUCAGAAGGACAAGACACUUUCUGAUCUCCGUCCUUUUGGAUCAUCACAUGGGAGUUACGAAAACUUGCAGAAAAUUCCUGAUUCUAAACCGUCUAACAAAAGGACCAAGAGCAUCUACACGCCGUUAGAAUUGCAGUACAUAGAACUGAAGGAGCAGCAGAAAGAUGCAGUUCUGUGUGUGGAGUGUGGGUACAAGUAUAGAUUCUUUGGGGAAGAUGCAGAGAUUGCAGCCCGGGAGCUCAAUAUUUAUUGCCAUUUAGAUCACAACUUUAUGACCGCGAGCAUACCUACGCACAGACUGUUUGUUCACGUGCGCCGCCUUGUGGCAAAGGGGUAUAAGGUGGGAGUUGUGAAGCAAACUGAAACAGCAGCAUUAAAGGCCAUUGGGGACAACAAAAGUUCACUCUUUUCCCGGAAAUUGACUGCUCUGUAUACAAAAUCUACACUUAUUGGAGAAGAUGUGAAUCCUUUAGUCCAGCUGGAUGAUGCUAUAAAUAUUGAUGAGAUAAUGACGGAUACUUCUACCAGCUAUCUUCUGUGCCUCUGUGAAAAUAAGGAAAACGCUAAGGACAAAAAGAAGGGGGAUGUUUUCAUUGGAAUCGUGGGAGUGCAGCCUGCCACAGGCGAGGUCGUGUUUGAUAGUUUCCAGGACUCUGCUUCCCGCUCGGAGCUGGAAACUCGGAUCCUGGGCCUGCAGCCGGCCGAGCUACUGCUCCCCACCCGCCUGUCAGAGCGCACGGAGGCGCUCAUCCACCGCGCCACAGCUGUCAGUGUGCGAGACGACAGAAUUCGAGUAGAAAGGAUGGAUAACAUGUAUUUUGAAUACAGCCAUGCGUUCCAGGUGGUCACAGAGUUUUAUGCAAAAGAUGUUGACGUCAAAGGUUCUCAAAGUUUUUCUGGCAUCAUUAGCUUGGCAAUGCCUGUGAUUUGCUCUUUGGCUGCCGUAAUAAAAUACCUCAAAGAAUUUAACUUGGAAAAGGUGCUUUCCAAACCCAAGAAUUUUAAACCAUUGUCAGGUGAAAUGGAGUUUAUGACAAUUAAUGGAACAACAUUAAGGAAUCUUGAAAUCCUACAGAAUCAGACUGAUAUGAAAACCAAAGGAAGUUUAUUUUGGGUGUUAGACCAUACUAAAACUUCAUUUGGGAGACGGAAGUUAAAGAAAUGGGUGACUCAGCCACUCCUUAAAUUAAGGGAAAUAAAUGCUCGGCUAGAUGCUGUAUCUGAAGUUCUGCAUUCAGAAUUCAGUGUCUUUGGUCAGAUAGAAAAUCAUCUGCAUAAAUUGCCUGACGUAGAGAGAGGACUCUGCAGCAUUUAUCACAAAAAGUGUUCCACCAAAGAAUUUUUCUUGAUCGUCAAAACCCUUUGUCACCUGAAGUCAGAAUUUCAAGCAUUAAUACCCGCUGUUAAUUCCCACGUGCAGUCAGCCUUGCUCCAGACAGUCCUUUUAGAAGUCCCUGAGCUCCUCAGUCCAGUGGAGCAUUACUUUAAGAUACUUAAUGAACAAGCUGCCAAAAUUGGGGAUAAAACUGAGUUAUUCAAAGACCUUUCUGACUUCCCUUUAAUAAAAAAGAGGAAGGAUGAAAUUCAAGGAGUAACUGACAAGAUCCAAAUACAUUUGCAAGAAAUAAGAAAAAUACUGAAAAAUCCUUCUGCACAAUAUGUGACUGUAUCAGGCCAGGAGUUUAUGAUUGAAAUAAAGAAUUCUGCCGUGUCUUGUAUACCGACUGAUUGGAUUAAGGUUGGAAGCACAAAAGCUGUGAGCCGCUUUCACUCUCCUUUUAUUGUAGAAAAUUACAGACGUCUGAAUCAGCUCCGGGAGCAACUAGUCCUUGACUGCAAUGCUGAAUGGCUUGAUUUUCUAGAGCACUUCAGUGAACAUUAUCACUCCUUGCAUAAAGCAGUGCAUCACCUAGCAACUGUGGACUGCAUUUUCUCCUUGGCCAAGGUCGCUAAGCAAGGAGAUUACUGCAGACCAACUUUACAGGAAGAAAGAAAAAUCAUAAUAAAAAAUGGCCGACACCCUGUGAUAGAUGUGUUGCUGGGAGAACAAGAUCAGUAUGUUCCCAAUAGUACAAAUUUAUCAGGGGACUCGGAGAGAGCGAUGAUAAUCACUGGACCGAACAUGGGUGGGAAGAGCUCCUACAUAAAGCAGGUCGCACUGAUCACCAUCAUGGCUCAGACCGGCUCCUACGUUCCUGCAGAGGAGGCGACGAUUGGAGUCGUGGAUGGCAUUUUCACGAGGAUGGGUGCUGCAGAUAAUAUAUAUAAAGGACAGAGUACAUUUAUGGAGGAACUGACCGACACAGCAGAAAUAAUAAGAAAAGCAACACCACAGUCCUUGGUUAUCAUGGAUGAGUUGGGAAGAGGGACGAGCACCCACGAUGGAAUUGCCAUUGCUUAUGCUACCCUUGAACAUUUUAUUAGAGAUGUGAAAUCGUUAACCCUCUUUGUCACCCAUUACCCGCCAGUGUGUGAAUUAGAGAAAAAUUACCCCCAGCAGGUGGGGAAUUACCACAUGGGAUUCUUGGUCAGUGAGGACGAAAGCAGACAAGACCCAGGCGAAGAAGCCCCUGAGUUUGUCACUUUUCUUUAUCAAAUAACCAGAGGAAUUGCAGCAAGGAGUUACGGACUAAAUGUGGCUAAACUAGCAGAUAUUCCUGGAGAAAUUCUAAAGAAAGCAGCUAGCAAGUCAAAAGAGCUGGAAGGAUUAGUAAAUACGAAAAGGAAAAGGCUAAAGUGUUUUACAAAAUUAUGGACGAUAAAUGAUGCAAAAGACCUGCAGAAAGGGACAGGUGAGUUUGAAAUGGAAGAAAUGACAGACUUCUCUUCCUGAUGAAAAUGAAGAAUACAUUUUGAACAAAAACGAGAGAACGAAAAACACCAACUGUACAAAGCAGUUUUCUAGUAACAGCCAUCUUUGUGUGAGCAUAAAACAUGGCCCCGGUUUUCCUGUUAGAAACUGGGCUUCUGUGUGGAGGGUCUGUUUCAUCCUGACUUAAACUAUGAACGCUUGGGACUCUGAAGACUUGUGCUGUGUAAUUAGAAAACUUCAGGGAUGGUAAGCUCCACAUGAAACCAAAACCUGAAGAAAGCCUAAAGUGGGAGAAACAGUUUUUGAGUUUUUAGAGAGUGAUAUAAAAUCCUAAUUUAUAUUUGUUUCAGUUUAGAUAAUUUGCCACUGGGUGGAAUGUCUGACGAGAAUUUCCCUUUUCACUUGAACUAAAAUAAUUUUAUAAUGCCACCACUCUCUUCACUCUGAGCAUAAGAAUUUUUUAUAAGGACUAGAGUUAUCAAGCUUUUAGAAACUAGAACACAGAAGGAAUAAGAUCAAAUGAAAUUUGAAAAGUUGAGUAUGGUUAGUUUUAAGCAAUUUAAAGAUUAUUGGAUGAAAUUAUUUGUCAUUCAAGUAAUAAACAUUUAAUGAAUACUUGUUAGAGAUUGUAUAUUUUUUGUUGUUGUUGAUUUUUGGGGUUUCCAGCAUUCUGGCAGUUGUUACUUUUAAGGUUUAAUUAUGGAACCAAGAUUUCUGCUCAUUCAAAAUAUGCGGCCCAUCCUACCAACCAGUGUGUAAAUGUGUGGUCUCUGGUAUUGAACUUGCUGCUUUGUAGAUUGAUGACAGCACUCCCACCCUGCGUGGUUAGCGUGGUGCCUGCUCAGCCAUGUCCCUGAGAUUUUUACAGCAUUUACCAGUCUGGCUUCUCCUCUCCAUGUACUUUUUGUUUCCAAGUAUAUGAUCUGGCACGACAGUUCUCUAUCCUGUUUCCCAGUUUUUCCCAGUAGAUUUAUUAUCACUGCUCAGUUAAAUGUCUCCUACAUGUUUGGUGGGUAUAUCUCCCAUUUCUUCUUUAGAUUAUUUCCUGUAGCGGCUCUAACAGUGACCCCUCAACAUGGGAGUCACUACAUGUUCCCCGAGUGGAUGGAGAGUAGUUGGUUGUUACACUUUCAAGUCACUCACGGUUGAGCCUCUGAUUCUCUCUCUUUUUGGAGUUCAAGUGUGAUGUAGUUAGUGAUUCUCCCAUCCCUCCAGCAAUAGGAACUUACAGUGAAAUUCUCAAAGAUGUUUGAGAAUA